UCGAGCAAGCCAUUUUCAAAUUGCCCACGUUUUAUAUCUUGUGCAAAGGAAACUUAUUUAUUUGUGCAGACCGAUUGGGAUUGGGUUGAAGAUAAUCGCCAAAACACAUAUGAGUCCUAAUUAAGAAGGGCUUUUACUUUAUUGAGUUACAGUUUAUUUUAAAAAGACAACAAAUGACCUCCAUUUGCGAAGAUAAGGACCCCAAUUCUUUAGGGAUAACAGGGGAUCUCAGCCAAGUAAACCAAGAUGAGCUGGACUUUUCUGACAUUUUUGUGUACCCUGGUUGCAACGAUUUUCCUGGAGAAGACCAAGAUGAACCAAGUCUCCCCUCUCAAAAAGUCCUCAACCCCACAUCCGGUAUGGCCUACCCCCACGAGGAGAUGUCUGCCUACACCCAGGCCUGCAGCCCCUCUCUCUACAGGGAGCCGCUUCCAGAUGGUUUCACGGGGUACGAACACUUGGAAAACAAAAACUACCUGGACCACUCCAGGCCUGGAGGCCCGGCGAUGAGUCCGAGGAUAGAGAUCACCCCCACCUGCGAGCACUACCAGCACGUCAGGGAUUGCCUGCAGGCGCAGCCGGUCAACAUCGUCCCCCGGCCCUCGCUGACAGUCCCCGGGCACGAGGGCCCCUCGUACCGGGAGCUGCCCUGCCUGAGCCCCGCCAGCAGCAACUCCUCCACCAGCUGCCACUCCGAGGGCCUGUCCCCCUGGGCCUCUCCCUGCGUCUCCCCUAGCAGCGUGAACACGCCCGCUGACCUCUGCCCCCGCCUCCAGAACAUCCACACCAGCUCCCCCCGCACCUCCCCUGGCACCUCCCCCCGCACCAGCGUCACCGAGGACAGCUACCUGGGGGCCCGCUCCCCGUCCCCACGGCCCGGCUCCCGCUCUACCUCCCCACAGGGGAAACGCACCUAUGAUAUGUCCCAGAGCCCCAGCCUGGUCCCUCGGCCCCGUUCUCGCAGCCCCUCCCCUCACGGAGGCUACGAGGACCACCACCAUGCCGGGCAAUACGGCCCCUCCUCUGGCCUGGCCGAGGCCAUGAACGGCCUCAACACCGGCAUGCCCGGGUCCAUCCCCACCAAGAUCAUCAAGCCCAACCUCGACUACUGGCCCUCCCCCGAGACCCAGGUUGACAGCUGCCUGUUCUCCUGUGAGCAGGACGUGAAGAGCAAGCCUGGCGCCGAGCCCUACUUUGUCAUUCCUCCCAUCUGGCCCAAUCAGCUGGCAUCUGGCCACUGCAGUAUUCCAGCGGCCUCUCUGCCCUCUCUGGAGUGGCCUGUCCCCAGCCGGAAUGACCAGUACGAGCUCCGCAUCGAGGUGCAGCCGAAACCUCACCACCGGGCCCAUUACGAGACGGAGGGCAGCAGGGGGGCGGUCAAGGCGCCCAGCGGGGGUCACCCGGUGGUCCAGCUGCUGGGGUACAGGGGCAAGGACCCGCUGGGCCUGCAGAUCUUCAUCGGGACGGCCGACGAGAGGAUCCUCAAGCCCCACGCUUUCUACCAAGUCCACCGCAUCACUGGCAAGACCGUCACCACCACCAGCUACGAGAAGAUAAUCCACAACACCAAGGUCCUGGAGAUUCCACUGGAGCCGAAGAACAACAUGAGAGCAGUCAUCGACUGUGCGGGGAUUCUAAAACUGAAGAACGCAGACAUAGAGCUGAGGAAAGGAGAGACGGACAUCGGCCGGAAGAACACCCGAGUCCGCCUCGUCUUCCGCAUACACAUCCCCCAGCCCGGAGGGCAACCCGUGUCCCUCCAAGUGGCCUCCCAUCCCAUAGAGUGCUCGCAGAGAUCGGCCCACGAGCUCCCGAUGGUGGAGAAGCAGGACAUGGACAGCUGCUCAGUGCUGGGGGGCCAGCAGAUGAUUGUGACGGGACAGAACUUCACCUCCGACUCCAAGGUGGUCUUCACCGAGAAGACGCACGAUGGCCAGCACAUCUGGGAUGUGGAAGCCACAGUGGACAAAGACAAGAGCCAGGCUAACAUGCUGUUUGUGGAAGUCCCCCCUUAUCGAGACCCGUCCGUCUGCCACUCGGUCAAAGUGAACUUCUGUGUGAUCAACGGGAAGAGGAAACGCAGUCAGCCCCAGCACUUCACCUAUACUCCACUGGCAGUUCCCUCCAUUAAAACAGAGCCAAUUGAUGAUUACCAGUCUGGCCAGAUGGGGUACGCGGUGUCUCAGAUCCUGGGGAUGUCGCCCCAGUCGUACUACCACAGCCCCCGUGGGCUGGUAAACCCUGACAGCUGCCUGGCGGCCGGCAUGGCGUCCUGCCAGCAGGUGCAUUCUGGCCUCUCCCCCGACCCCCUCUUCCAGCAGCCGAACCCCGCCAUCGUGUACCCGCGGGGGACCAAGAGUCUGGGCAGCAGCCCAGUGCUCUACCAGCAGCACGGGGGCAUGGUGGUGCACGGCACCUCCCCGUCUGAGCCCUCCCACAUGGGUAGCCACCAGCUCUCCACCUCCCCAGGCCAGCAUUCCUCCUCCUCCCCCUCCUCCAUCAUCCACUUCUCACCCACCAAUCACCUGCUCCGUGGGGGCGCCCCGCCCCCCGAGCACCAGCACAUCGUGUACUGUGACUCCGCCCCCAUCGCCUACCACGCUGUCAUCCAGCAGCAGUCCUACGCGCCCAAGGUGCCAGGGGGCAGGUCUCCGCCCGGGCAGGGCCACGCCUCCAGGUGCCCUCCCGCAGGUGACCAGGGACCCGCCCUACCUGGCAGAGUUACUGUUAAGCAGGAGAACCUUGACCAGGCCUACCUGGAUGAUGUUAAUGAAAUCAUAAGGAAGGACCUGACCGUCCACGGCAGGGGUCAGACAUAGAGGAAGAGGAGGACAAGGAACUGCUCCCGGCCAAUCCCAGCCAAACUUUAUUCAUCCCGUCUUUCUCACCACUGCAAUGCAUUCUGCCUUGGGUUCCCUUUGUUGUGUUAUGAACCCUGUCUAUGUCUAAACUCACAGGACUGUGCCUUAUUUGGUUGCUUACAGACCUACUGGGUCACAGAUAAAAUACAAAGCAACAUGACAUCCUCACUGAGUGUCCACAGAAAUGCGCAACAUAUGAGCAAAGAUGGGCAAGGUUUCAACUCUCUGGGCAGUGCAUGUAACUAGUAAUGGAUCUCACCAUCUAGGUAUUCAUGCCAAGAUGUCUGAAAUAACUUUGACUUUCGACU
Megalops cyprinoides (Indo-Pacific tarpon) is the source of this 3169-nucleotide messenger RNA. Its product is annotated as nuclear factor of activated T-cells, cytoplasmic 2-like. The transcript is spliced from 10 exons. Gene Ontology annotation, cellular component: transcription regulator complex. Gene Ontology annotation, biological process: cytokine production; regulation of transcription by RNA polymerase II; calcineurin-NFAT signaling cascade. Lineage: Eukaryota; Metazoa; Chordata; Actinopteri; Elopiformes; Megalopidae. The record is from RefSeq and is a predicted model, not a curated record. Bases 174 to 2819 code for a protein of 881 amino acids. Gene Ontology annotation, molecular function: transcription factor binding; DNA-binding transcription factor activity, RNA polymerase II-specific; RNA polymerase II cis-regulatory region sequence-specific DNA binding.